This is a messenger RNA of Adineta steineri, 1821 nucleotides long. NCBI's taxonomy places the organism in Eukaryota, Metazoa, Rotifera, Eurotatoria, Adinetida, Adinetidae. The record is from the annotation of a GenBank genome assembly.
AUGGAAAGGAGAAAGAGAGUACGAAGUACCGGUGUUAUCAAUCAUGAUGAUACAAAACGACAAAAGAGAAAAAUAAAAACAUCUAUCAAUCGUUCAUCAAAACAAAAUUUCACACGAUUUGAAGAUUUAUCAAACGAAAUUAUUUAUGAAAUAUUUGAAUUUCUUGAUGCUUUUCAUUCAUAUCAAGCGUUCAACAAUCUUAAUAUACGAUUUCGAAACUUUGUUACUUAUUCAAAUCUUCCAUUGAAAAUAAAUAUUUCAUCUAUUACAAGAAUAAACUUUCGAGAUUAUUACACAAAUUUUAUUAUUCCAUCACAGGAUCGAAUAACUUCACUAUACAUAACCAAUCGAUUUAGUUAUGAUCUUGAUAUUUCACUACAUCGUAUUUUAACAAAAUUUAUUCGAUUAGAAACACUUAUUCUUGAAAACAUCGAUGCUAACUAUAUAGACAAUAUUCUUAAUGACAUUAUUUCUCUCUCAAAUCUUUCUUCAUUAGUCAUCAUUACUUCUGAUGAUGUUAAAGAUAUUAAGCAUCAUCUUCUACAAAUAUUUCGUCUACCAUCCUUGAAAUAUUGUAAAUUAUCUCUACACAAUUCUUCUUAUUAUAGUAGUAAACAAUUACCUUUGGCUACCAAUCAAAACAGUCCUAUUCAACAACUUGUUAUUAAACAUAAAAUAUUUACCAAUGAAAUACACACAUUAUUAUCAUAUGUUCCACAACUUCGUUAUUUAUCCCUUGAUAAUCUUCAUAAAUCUAAUUCGGAUAAAUGGGAAGGAGCAAUUUCAUCACCUCAUAAUUUAACACAUUUAUAUGUCAAAUUAAAUAUUAUUUGUUUCGAUGAUUUUGAAAUAUUUAUUAAAACUUUGUUUAAUUCAAUUGUAGUUUUACAUUUUUCUGCAACAAAUACGGAUGAGUAUUUCAAUGCUAAACGAUGGGAACAAUUAAUAUUAUUUUCAAUGCCAUGUUUACGUAUUUUUAAUAUUUACAUUUCUGCACGAAAUAAUCAAUCAGAAUUCGAUGAAUUUAAAUCUCUAUUCUGGUUACAACGAGAAUGGUUUUUUGAUUCCAGCAGUAGCGGUUAUUAUUAUGGAACUACUUUUUAUUCAACAAGUCCUUAUAGACGAAAAGAAUUCAGAUUACAAUAUAGCACGAAUAAACAAACGGAUUUCGAUGUUAAGAUGAAAAAGAAUGAAAAUGCGGUUCAUCAUGUUCGUAUUUUGAAUAAAGAGACAAUGGACAAUUGUAUUUAUUAUUUUCCAAAUGCAAAUGAACUCAGUGUUGAUAAUUUUUAUGGACACAAUUCAAAUGGGAUGAUCGAUAAUUUAGAUCAUAUAAUUUCACUGAAAAAUCUUACCAAAUUAAAUAUUCUUCUUUAUCCUUAUUCAUUCGGAAGAUUGAUUCAAUUAUUAUUAACGACAGUGAAUCUUGUUACAUUACAACUUCCAAGAAUAUUUAUACAUUCGAAUGAUUACCAAGCAAUUCAGCUAAGUGAAACUUUUCGAUUAGUUUCAAAUAGAAACAUUAUUAGAAAUUUGAUACUUGAAUCUGCUAACGAUAUGGAUGAAGUCGAAUUAUUACUGAAUUUAUGUCCUCGAAUUCAAUGUUUCGAAAUCAACAAAUGUUAUAGACAUGCUGCAAGUAUAGUAAGACUAUUGACAUGGAAAUCUCAUACCAAUAAUCCAUAUUUAAUAUCAAUCUCCAUAAUAGUUCAUAAUGAUAUAAACUAUUUAGAACGAUUGAAGAAAUUAAGUCAUCAAGGAAACUUAUUCAAUCAAUUCGCUGUAAAAGUUCAAUCUAAUCGUGUAGAUCUGUGGCGUUGA